AUGGCCACGCUAGAAGAGGCGGCCUCAGCCGAGACGGCGGCAGUUCUAAAGGUUGAAGAACAGUUAGAAAAAGAUGAUCAAGAAGAAUGGGAAUACGAGUAUUCUGCUACUGAAACCGAGACCUACUACUUGACACUCGAUCUCUCAUAUCCCGAAUUCAAAGACAGACAACCACGGACACCGCACCAUAGUCGAGGCGGAUAUUAUAAGACCUGGCUCGACCACAACCCUAGUUGGAGAGGUCUUCGCGCUGCAGAGGAUAAUGAGGAUGACAACGACAACGAUAACGAGCCCUUACCAGAACCAGAGGCUGACGAUGACGAACCCGAAAUUGACCCAGCCUUGAGCAACGAUAAAGGCAAAGGAGUUGAUCGUGGCGAUGUAGCGGACGACUCAAAGGAGAAUGGGAACAAGGCCCGCCACGAACCUGAGGAUAUUCAGAUUUUGGAACUACAUUCGCCGCACCCGAUCAUAUCAUACAAAGGUCGAACUUUUGAGGGCUCAUGGGCCGAGGUUGUUGGCACCGAAGGCAUCUUUACAUCACGCGAUAGCGAGAACCCCCUUCCUGCUCUGCGGCGCCUAGAUGGAAACGUUGACUUUCUGGGCGCUUCUGCCUCGAGAAUUGCGACCAAGGAGACUAUUGGCAAACCCAACAUUAUUCGGGAGGAUCCCCUAGCCGCCAUCAGAGAGGAAUGGAACAUUCGCAUUCCCGUCGGAAAGGACAGGUCGGGCGAGAGAGCUCAGCAGACGCGAUUCUUGGAAAAUUUGAUGGCGCUCAAGAAGAGGAAGGGCGAGACAGAUCAGGUCACUGUGUGGGCAAAAGAUGGCGAAGGACAAGACUUCAAGGACAACCGAGACCCUGAAUACAAACCUAGGCGGAGGAGGAGAUUGCUGAACGAAGAUGGAGAGGAAGUCAUUCCCAAACGCGAGAGGCGGCGUGGAAGUGGACGCAGGGGUGGGCGGCCGAGACUUCGAGCCGGCCAGGGUCGUGGUCGCGGAUUAGAGGCCGGUUCGACGACCUGGACGCCAUCUGCAGCAAGAGAUCCAGAGGGUUCCUAUCCUGAAGGCAACUUGUCGACUCCUACCCCAAGCAGGUGGAAUGAUCUACAUGGAGGGGAAUACGACGAGAUGGAUCAGUAUGAUGAGAGCGAGACUGACGAUGAUGACGACGAAGACAUGUCAAAUGCAGACUGA
This is a messenger RNA of Fusarium pseudograminearum CS3096, 1194 nucleotides long. RefSeq lists its product as uncharacterized. The transcript is spliced from 2 exons. Lineage: Eukaryota; Fungi; Ascomycota; Sordariomycetes; Hypocreales; Nectriaceae. The record is from RefSeq and is a predicted model, not a curated record. The coding region runs from base 1 to 1194 and encodes 397 amino acids.